Molecule: messenger RNA, 3410 nt
Organism: Oryza sativa Japonica Group (Japanese rice)
Lineage: Eukaryota; Viridiplantae; Streptophyta; Magnoliopsida; Poales; Poaceae
Product: RNA exonuclease 4
Biological process (GO): rRNA processing
Cellular component (GO): nucleus
Molecular function (GO): 3'-5' exonuclease activity; nucleic acid binding
Source: RefSeq, a predicted model, not a curated record
UAAUUUACUAGCAAACUAACUAUUUGUAUUUAGUGAAUAUUUUACUAGUUAUUGCUUAUAUUAUACUAACAUAUGAUAAAUUGGUAAAUAUUGAAAUUUUAAAGUUGAUAUAAAUAAGAUUGAACUUACUAACGAGCUUAACAAGCCAACUCGUAAGCUAAGCCGAGCCACGCUUUUAGCUCGUUAGGGUUAAUUAAUAAGCCGAGCUGGCUAGUCAUGAUACUACUAAUAACGAGCCGAGCCAGGUCAUUAUCCCCUCAUCUAAAUUAACAACACCCACCAAUGCAUAUGCUUCUCACAAUGAAAAGCUAGCACAUUGAGCAUGGAAAGAUAGCGUAAGCUUGAACUGAAUCUCUUCGAUCUCCUACCUUUCACCGCGCGCUAAAUUAACCUGUGUACUUCAUUUCACUGUGCUCAAUCAACUUCGACAAUUGUCAAGAGCUAGCCGGGCAAGCUUCAAAUUAAUCUUAAUUUUUUUUAGACAAUGUAAGAGCUCUAAACUUCAUGAACUGAAUGAGAUUGAGUAAGGCACGAUCAAUGUCCUCGAUCAAGUCACAUAAACAACAGAAGAUGCUUACAGUACAGACACCACGGCACGGCUAGCUUGAUCGUCACCGAAGAAAAGAUCCACCCAAUGAUUUGUCACAGCAUAAGAAUCCUUCAAUCUUUCCAUCAGCAUCGUCGUAAUAGUUAGCUUUUUCAAACCAUUCCUUUUGACUAGGGUAUCUACCCGUAUUCUCUCUUUUUUCUACAUAAAUGAUUAAUGAUGUAUGCAUAUGUAAGCACUGCACGUGAUUUUUCCUGAAACAAUCAAGGGAUAGAAAAGAAAAACAUGUGAUACAAAUCUCCUCAUUCCAUUGCAUUUCAUGGCAUUCUAUCUUCAGAUAAAUCUGAACACUGAGCAACAAGGUGACUUUCAGUUACUUGAUUCUUACUCUCUUGCAGAUUAUAUAUGUCAUACUGAGAUUACUCGUCAAUGGAUUGCUGCUUUGAUUUUGUUUAUGGACAAGGGAUUUUGAAGAGAGGAAAAAUUCAGUUGUAAGUGAGGACUGAGGAUCAAUAUGCCAUCAGUGAGAGCCUCUCACUCGUUGAGAGAAAGCAAUUGCAGUUUCAGCAAAAGAGCUAGUACUGCUUUUGCACAAUGCAAAUGAACUAUAUAUGGGGUACAAAGCAUCCUAUUUAUCUUUGCAAGGCGAAUGGCUGUCACAACGUUGCAGACAGACAGCAUAUAAAGAAAAGGGGGUCGAAAUGGAAAUGGAGUUUGCAGUUAGCUAUCUAGAGCUUUAUUAAUAUUGGCAGUAUAUCCUUGAGAAGUGGAAUGUUCUGCAGGGUUGGUUAGCAUUUUGCAGGCAAAUUAUGAUAUUCAUCAGAGAUAUUUUUCAUAUUUUUGCAUGCUAACAGAAAGAAAGGAAAUGUAGCAUAGUGAUGGAUGCAUUCAGAACAUUCUUUAACAGUGUUGGUUCUAAAGCUGUUUUGUGCAUGAGCAUGUCCUGAAUAAUAUCCUCAAAACCAGAAGAUGAUGAUGUGUAAAGCAUGCAGCAGAAUAUUGGUGAAGCUUUCUACUCCAUCGGUUCGAAAAUAUAAACCAUUUUGAAGAAAUGUGACACAUUAUAUACUAUGAAUCUGGAUACGGAGCCUGUCCAGAUUCGUAGUAGAGGAUAUGUCAAAAACGGAGGGAGUAUCUAGCAGGGACAUCACAUUCGAUCGACAACACUGUCAAGAAUCAAAUUCUGUCCGUUGGAUUUGCGUAUAAAUAGGCAUCGGAAACAAGUGCAGAUAGCAAUCACCAAUCAGCACAACAACUAACUACACCAGUGGCCACUCACCUGCACUCCUGCAGUAGUCUUCAGAUCGAGAAUGGAUAAUUCUUCAGAUUCUCAGAGGAGGAAGAGGUGCGCGGCGUGCUAUAGGGAGUUCAACAAGAAGGAGCACCUGGUGGAGCACAUGCGGACGUCGCUGCAUUCGGCGCACGACCCUCGCUGCGGCGUCUGCGGCAAGCACUGCCGCUCCCUCGACGCCCUCCGCGACCACCUCACCGGCGCCCUCCCCAAGCCGGAGUGCGCCGCCGCCUUCGCCUCCCGCGGCUGCCCCCUCUGCCUCCACGUAGUCCUCCCGCCCACCGCCGCCGCCCACUCCUGCCCCGCGGCCGCGCCACCGCUCGGCGGCGUCCUCGCCCUGGGGUGCAAGAUGGUGGGCGCCGGCAGCGACGGGUCCCUGGACGUGUGCGCCCGCGUGUGCGUGGUGGACGAGCAGGAGCGCGUGGUGUUGGACACCUUCGUCAAGCCGCACAUCCCCGUCACGCACUACCGCUACGACACCACCGGCAUCCGCCCCGAGCACCUGCGCGACGCCAUGACGCCCAAGCAGGCGGCGCGCCGGGUGCAGGAGCUGCUGCUCAACGGCGAGCCGGCGUGGAAGGCGCGGAGCAGCCGCGGGAGGGCCCGGAUCCUGGUCGGCCACGGCCUGGACCACGACCUCGAGUCGCUGGGCAUGGACUACCCGGAGUACCUGAAGCGGGACACGGCGAGGUACCCGGCGCUGAUGAAGACGAGCAACAGCCGCCUCAGCAACUCGCUCAAGUACCUCACCCUCGCCUACCUCGGCUACCACAUCCAGAUCGCCGGCCGCCACCACCACCCCUACGACGACUGCGUCGCCGCGCUGCGCCUCUACCGCCGGAUGCGUGGCGCGCGGCCGCACACCUGCAGGGACGCCGGCGUGGGGCCGCACGCGCCGCCGCCAACGCCGGCGGAGGCGUUCCCGGCGUGGAGGCAGCGGGAGCUGGAGCGCAUGUCGCCGGAGGAGCUCCUCCAGCUGUCCACCUCGGACUACUACUGCUGGUGCCUCGACGCCACCGACUAAUAACGAAUUAUUACUCCCACGUACUACCUAAACUACUUACUCAGUAUAAUUAUGACUAAUUAUGCUGCUGCGUGUCCGUCUUUAUUAGUACUCCACUCCGUAUGUACGAAUCAGGAUGUAAGACCAUCGAUCUGAUAGAGACAGUACCGUCACAGUACGUGUGACAACCACAGGUUGCAAAAUUUUUUAAAAAAGGUUUUAAAAAAGCGCUUAUAUAGGAGUAUUGCGUAAAAUAUACCAUUGCUAUAUUCUCAAAUUACUUUCAGCGUCAAAUAUACUCAUAUACUCCACUGGAGGAAGGAAAUAAUAUCAGUGUUAAAAAAAAAGAAAUACUUUUUACAUCCUUCUCUGAUGGUAGGCAAAAAUUAAAGUUUCUCUGGGAAAGCACCGACAAUGUGAUGGUAAAAUCGUUGGUGUAUGAUUUUACUCGUUUAAAUUCAAAUGACCACGAAUAUUACAUACACCAUAUGAGUGAGUUUUCAAUAGAAAUUUAAUGUGUUCAGAGAUGUGAUGGUUUCCAUCUCUUUGAGCAUGCCUUAGAGGGUGCA